AUGGUUGAUAAAAGAGCUAAUUGGAAAGAUCCAGAAAUUCUGAAAACAUUUUUAGAUGCGUGUAUUGAAGAAAGCACUAGUGGAAAUAGGAGUGGAAGUAGUUUUAAGAAACGUUCAUGGGAUCUAAUUGGUAAUCUUAUGAAAGAAAAAAAGGGACUUGAUCUUACUCAAAAACAGUUGAAAAAUCAACUGGAUUACCUGAAAAGAAAGUACAACAUCUGGGAAAGAAUAGUUAAUAAAACUGGGAAUGGAUACGAUCCCAUUAGCAAUACUGUUAGCUGGACUUCUGAAGAGUGGGAUGACUAUACUAAGAUCUAUCCAGACGCAAAACAAAUUCGAUAUGUCGGCCUACAAUUUGCAGAUGAAAUGAAGUCACUAUUUGAUGGUAUUACAACUACGGGGAAAGAUGCAUGGGGUCCCUCAAUGGAAGAAAUGCCACCAACUAUUCCAAAUAGUAACAUUACUAUUGAUGUUGAUGUUGAGGUUGAGGUCGAUGUUGAUUUGGAAAGAGAGAUAUCUCAUAGUCCUAGCAUAGAACAUUCAAAGUCUAAACGCCGAAAGUCAAACAAAUCUGAAUAUAUUGACGAACAGAUUUUAGAAACUCUUAAGAAUUUAAAUGAUUCAGAUGAGGCAAGCGUAGAAGAAUGUUCCAAAGUUCUUGAUGAUAUGUUGGAUGAGAGCGAUCCUUUAUAUUUUGUUGCUGGGACAAUAUUUUGUGAAAGUAAGACAUAUAGAGAAUUUUGGAUGCAUCUUAGGAAGAAAAGUGAUGAAGCUAAAAAACAAUGGCUUAUAAUGGUAGGAAAGAAGAUGGGCUUGAUAUAG
This is a messenger RNA of Zingiber officinale, 822 nucleotides long. RefSeq lists its product as uncharacterized. Lineage: Eukaryota; Viridiplantae; Streptophyta; Magnoliopsida; Zingiberales; Zingiberaceae. The record is from RefSeq and is a predicted model, not a curated record. The coding region runs from base 1 to 822 and encodes 273 amino acids. The transcript is spliced from 2 exons.